ACAUGUAUGUUCAUUUAUUGCAAAAGGUUUCCUAAAAUUAAGAAUGCCCUUGCCAGUUUUCUUUGUGAUUAUGUGUGCCAUUUGCAGUUUCACCACUGCUGAUAAAAAGUCACCACGACCAAGUCUGAAAACAUUCAGAGAUGAUUAUGCCACUGUUGUUAAAACAUGCGAGGCUGUCGGUUAUGUGAGAGACAAAUGCAAGGCCCCAAGACGACACAUGAUUGUAGCAUUUGAUGCCAAAGCCUCGCAGCAGACAGUUAGUCAGGGGAAAAUAGUCAAAUUUGGAACUGUGGAUUUACAGAUAGGAGGUGGCUAUAAUGGUAAAGAAGGAAUUUUCACUGCACCAAAAUCUGGGAUCUAUGUCUUUGAUUGGACAACAGUGACACAAAACAGCUACGUUGCACAUACCGCUUUGAAUGUGAAUGGCAAACGGAAGGCCUACCUCUACUGCCACAACAAGGUUAGCGGUAUGCAUAAUUCUUGCAGUAAAAUGGCUAUUGUAAGACUGGAUGCCAGAGACAGGGUCUGGAUCGACUGUCUUUAUGGAACAGCUUAUGUCAAUAAGUUAUUUUCUUCAUUUUCUGGUUUUAUGUUGUAAUGUCGAGAUAAAAUAAAGACAGGUCUAUGCAAUUU
Molecule: messenger RNA, 633 nt
Organism: Ostrea edulis (European flat oyster)
Lineage: Eukaryota; Metazoa; Mollusca; Bivalvia; Ostreida; Ostreidae
Product: collagen alpha-2(VIII) chain-like
Exons: 3
Coding region: 44-598 (184 amino acids)
Molecular function (GO): protein binding
Source: RefSeq, a predicted model, not a curated record